Pleuronectes platessa (European plaice) is the source of this 610-nucleotide messenger RNA. It is a transcript of the gene ccl20a.4, whose product is annotated as chemokine (C-C motif) ligand 20a, duplicate 4. The transcript is spliced from 5 exons. The coding region runs from base 184 to 450 and encodes 88 amino acids. The record is from RefSeq and is a predicted model, not a curated record. Lineage: Eukaryota; Metazoa; Chordata; Actinopteri; Pleuronectiformes; Pleuronectidae. Gene Ontology annotation, biological process: positive regulation of GTPase activity; cellular response to type II interferon; neutrophil chemotaxis. Gene Ontology annotation, cellular component: extracellular region. Gene Ontology annotation, molecular function: CCR chemokine receptor binding; chemokine activity.
UCACUCAUGAAUUAACCUGAGUGCAUCAUAACCAUUGUUACUAUAUUGGCAGGUGCCGGCAGAGCCUGGGUGGAGAUGAGUUAACACCCAGGAGUCAACUCCUGGUGUCAGGAAUGAAGCACCAACCUGCUCUGACACCAGCCAUGGAUAUGGAAUAAACUGCUGAAGAGAAGCUGAGUGAGGAUGGGAACGCUCACUGUGUGCGUCUCUGUGUUGCUGCUGAUGAUGAUGACACUCAGUGAAAGCAGUCGCCUGAAUGCUUGCUGCACGCAGUACCAUGAAAAACCGAUCCCUGUCCGAUUUUUGCGAUGCUACACAAUCCAGGAGGUCACACAUUUCUGCAACCUCAAGGCAGUAAUUUUCAAGACGGUGAAAAAGAGAUUAGUUUGUGCAAACCCUGACUCCGGGUGGGUGCAGCGGGCCAUGGAGUCAGUGCCAGAAUGUUUUUAAAAUAAACACAGAAUUGGACGAUAGCUGAAGGAGUCAACCUAAAGACACAGAAGACACGAUUAAUUGAAUGUAUUAUUUUAAUUUCAAUAAAUAACAUAUUUUUGUAUUUCUUUAAAUGUAUCACUGUAAAAUCAAUAAAUUGAGAAAAAAAAUUAAAUAA